CUUGAGUCUAAGACAUAGAGCAUACCAUGUUGAAGAUGAGCGGGUGGCAGCGACAGAGCCAAAAUCAAAGCCGGAACCUGAGGAGAGAGUGUUCCAGAAGGAAGUGUAUCUUCAUACAUCAUCACACCUGAAAGGAAGAAUCAAAAACCUUCACCACUCUUGACCCUGCCUGUCUGGCUUGGCUGACUGAAGAGCCAGGACCAGCAGAGGUUACAAGCACC
This is a messenger RNA of Cynocephalus volans (Philippine flying lemur), 221 nucleotides long. Its product is annotated as DDIT3 upstream open reading frame protein. The record is from RefSeq and is a predicted model, not a curated record. The transcript is spliced from 3 exons. Bases 27 to 131 code for a protein of 34 amino acids. Lineage: Eukaryota; Metazoa; Chordata; Mammalia; Dermoptera; Cynocephalidae.